UAACAAAACUGGCACAAAUACACCCGUCAUUGUGUGACGGAUAGGAUGGAGCAGUAAAAACAAAAUUGAUACCGUUUGUACAAUAAUUGGUUGGCUUGAUUUAGGUAAUAUUAAUUUUAACAUACAAGAUAACAUCUUUCGACGUGAAUGUAAAUGCAAACUGGUUCUCUACGGCAACAAGUGCAUUUGGUCGUAUCGAUUGUCGAUUGUUUUACAUCUAGCUGCAAUUACCACAGUAUUGAAAGUGAGGUGGAAAAAUAUUCGUCAUAACCAGAUAGAUAUACCAUCAACAACAAGAGAAUCCAAAUAGAGUAAGAAGGUUAAUCUAGUGCAAUAUAAGUGCGACAUUGAGUUUUUAUUGAUUGAUACCUUGUGAAGUGAUUCGUGAAUUGACUAGUCGAUCAAACAUUAUAUCGGUACAAGUUUCUACUAAUUGAAAUACGAAAUGCUCGGUGAAACCGACAUAAAAGAUAGCGGACAAACCCAAACGAAAAAUGAAACAGAAAAUAAUAUCUUCAGUGACCCGAUGCAAUACCCUGAAAGUGUCUUAGCGAACAACUUUAACAAAUAUCAACUGGACACCCGCUACAUUUCCCAGAUAUGCUGUCCCAGGCGGGUUCGUAGCUCGCUGCCACAUGUUCGAAUGCGACCCUACUUCAUUCCAAAGCGGUCACGAACAAAAAGUGAAAACUCAGAUCCUACGAACCUGCUGUAUCUGGAAACGCUACGAACUAUUGAUGCUAUCCAAGGAAGUAAUAACACCACCCUUAUGAUGGAAACUAGCGAUCCAGCUACAUCUCAGAUGGAUACCUCUAGCCAGCAGCUGGUGUCCCAUAAGUCCGAUAAGUGCAAUUCGCUGGUAAAGUCCAAGUCACUGGAAAGUCUGGUGCGGGUUAUCAAGUCCAUAGAAGGAUCGCAGCCUUCGCACGAGAUGGAAUUUGUCUCUAGUCGCAUUCAAAAGUUGAAAGUUCAGGAAUAGACGUUCCUAGAUCGAUGACAUCGAACAUAAAUGUUUUACAUGCAGUAAUGUAUAAUUUAAGCACAGACAAAACAGAUGUGGUAUGACUGCAAUUUUUUUUUAUUUUCUACGAUCAAGUAUGCCGGAAACAAUAAUUCCGGUAUUCUGUCGGAACUUUUUAUUUGAUAGGAAGAGAUCUGAAGCUGUUGUUUUUCAACAGGAUCUAAUUUGUUUAGUCUGUGCAUACUGAAAUUUUUACAAUUGUGUAGUACUGUGUCCAUAAUUUGGUAAGCGCUAUGCAUUCUUAAAAGCAUACAUUUUAGCAGCAAUUUUACACCAGAAGAACAGAGAAAAUCUAUGUAAACGAUAGUUUAGUGAUACAUAGUACCACUAGUUACCGUGUUUGGUAGGUAAAGUUUAAAGAGAGGGUUUUGUGAAGAUUUUAGAAUCCGAGCCAGAUUGCGACGGAAUGAUACAAGUAUGCUUAUUUAUUGGAAAUAAAG
Molecule: messenger RNA, 1461 nt
Organism: Topomyia yanbarensis
Lineage: Eukaryota; Metazoa; Arthropoda; Insecta; Diptera; Culicidae
Exons: 3
Coding region: 446-979 (177 amino acids)
Source: RefSeq, a predicted model, not a curated record